Molecule: messenger RNA, 1898 nt
Organism: Zea mays
Lineage: Eukaryota; Viridiplantae; Streptophyta; Magnoliopsida; Poales; Poaceae
Exons: 2
Coding region: 234-1502 (422 amino acids)
Biological process (GO): negative gravitropism; response to red or far red light
Source: RefSeq, marked validated
AUCCCUUUCCUUUCCUUCACCUCACUCGCUCUCUCGCCUCUCUCUCCGUGCGGUGACUGACUGGGCAACCGCCACCGCCCUCCCCCUCCGUCGGGUCUUCGCCGGCGCCACCAGCGACGACUGGGCGGUCUGUGUCCCUCUUCGCCGGAGACGAUCACCCACCAGGUGGAUGUCGAUUUUUUGGUUGACAAGUUGAAGGUUACGAACUACUUUGAUCCUGAGGUGAAGAAGUAAUGAUCCGCCCAGGCUCAAGGGACUCGCAAAAUUAUGAUAACAAUAAUCAAAGAGUUCAUCCGCAACCAGUUGAUGAGAACAUGAAUCAGAACGGGGACUCAGUGGACACUAUGAUCGGGAGGAUAUUCAACAACAUAUCCUCUUUAAAAUCUGCAUACAUUCAGCUGCAGGAAGCCCACACCCCAUAUGACCCUGACAAGAUCCAGGAAGCUGAUAAACUUGUCAUAGAGGAGCUUACAAAUCUUUCAGAGCUCAAGCAUGCUUACAGAGAAAAACAUCCUAAGCCAAUAGCUGCAUCCCCUCAAGAUUCACGCUUGCUCUCUGAAAUACAAGAGCAGCAGAAUUUGUUGAAGACCUACGAGGUCAUGGUAAAGAAGUUCCAGUCCCAGAUCCAGACUAGAGACACUGAGAUAACCCAUUUACAGCAGCAAAUUGAUGAAGCUAAACUUCGGAAAUCAAAGCUAGAGAAGAAACUGAAACAGAGGGGCCUACUUAACAGGGAGUCAGAGGAAUCUGACGAAGAAGAGAACUACUUUUCCAUUGAAUUGACGCCAAGUUUGUUUACAUCUGCUGUCGAUAAUGCAUACCAGUCCAUACAUGAAUUUUCAAAGCCUUUGAUCAACAUGAUGAAGGCUGCAGGUUGGGAUCUUGAUGGGGCUGCCAAUGCGAUCGAACCUGGUGUGGUUUACACAAGAAGGGCUCACAAGAAGUUUGCUUUUGAAUCCUAUAUUUGCCAAAGAAUGUUCAGUGGGUUCCAAGAGGAGAGCUUUUCUAUCAAGGAUUCUAACAUCAGUGUUUCCAAUGAGGCUUUCUUCCACCAAUUCCUUGCAGUGCGAGCCAUGGAUCCUCUGGAUGUCCUGAGCCAGAACCCUGAUUCAGUAUUCGGAAAGUUCUGUAGAAGUAAGUACCUUUUGCUUGUGCAUCAAAAAAUGGAAGGUUCUUUCUUCGGCAACAUGGAUCAGAGGAACUACGUCAUGAGCGGUGGCCAUCCAAGGACACCUUUCUACCAGGCAUUCCUAAAGCUAGCAAAGUCCAUAUGGUUGCUGCACAGGUUGGCGUACUCCUUCGACCCAAAGGCAAAGGUGUUUCAAGUGAAAAAGGGGAGUGAAUUUUCGGAUAUCCACAUGGAGAGCGUCGUGAAGAACAUCAUCCUAGAAGAAGGUGCGGAGAGGCCAAAAGUCGGCCUGAUGGUGAUGCCUGGUUUCCUGAUCGGGACCAGCGUCAUACAGUCCCGUGUGUACCUUUCAGAUGCCAAGUGUGCUGACUGACUGAAGAUUGCACAAGGAGCUUGAGGGGGUGCCUUUGCUCCUUGGGAGAGCUACCAGCAGCAUAAGUUUAUGGUGGACUGUUGUCUUGUAUGUAAUGCGUGAGACCUGUUGCUUCAAUGCCGUGCUACGUGAUUCUGUCCAGUGGGCUUGUGGUUUCCCCAUGUUGCAUUUCCAUGUGUUAUACGGCUAUGUAAUUCUGCCCAGUGUUUUGCACACAUUAUCAGGGUGAUUGAUUGAUCGUGUAGGCUGCACUUUUCAUCUGAAAUGUGUUUGCCCAAUCAAUCAGAUGAUUCUGUUGGUGUUCCAUGUCAAGUGUUGUAGCUUAGUUUCUUUGAACAAGGUGUGUGGAGGAUUUUGAUGGACAAUGAUAAAACUGAUGACAAUUUAGUUGCUUCA